AAAAAUCAAUAUUUAUUUUAUAUUUUACAAUACCGAAGAAGUAACAUUUCUACGGUCUCUUACUAAGCAAUAGUAGACGCAACAAAUCAUGGAGCCAGAUCUUAAAAAUGUGAAAAACGCCGGCACUGGAGAAUCGAAUAAAGAUGAAAUAAAGAACACAAAUGCAAGCAGAAGGUCGGGGCGAAAAGUGAAGACUAUAAUAGAAGAAGAUCCAAAUAUAAACAAGAAAAUGGAGCUUCCACCGACUCUCAUGCCAAAGUUUCCAUCCCAGAAGAUCAUCAAACAACAGAAGUCGCCGGACAAAAACGAGCCGCCCCCGGCUCGUCCGGUGGAACAGACGGAGGAAAAUGAGGAAAAUAAUGCGGACGAGAAGGAAAAGCAUGAAAUUUUCUGGCAGGAAGGGGUGAUAGAGGAAUGUCAAGGAAGAGAAGAUGAAGGGGAAGUGCCUAAAGAGCAGGAAGAACAUGCACAUGUUUCUCCGGACCCGACGAGCUUGAACGACAAGAAGUCAAAGUUCGAGAAGCCCAACCUGGAACCGGGGAAGCCUGAAAAGCCCGAAAAACUGGAUAAACCUCUAGCGAAACCACUACCACCACCUUCAGCAGCACCGCCACCAGUUGCACCACUAUCAGCACCAGUACCAUCAACAGGAGCACCACCAUCAGCAGUACCACCGGCUGACAAGAAAAUGAGUAAGCAAAGUACCAGGGAUAAAAAAAGUGGUCGGAGCACAGAUCGGAAUAUCCACAAGAAGAAGGAUGUGGCGGCGUUGGAUGAAAACAAGAAAUCACCCGAGGACAAGAAGAAGGAUGCGGGGACGAAGAAGGGGUCGACGGAGGAUGCGAGCACGGAUAACCUCAACAAUGGCAAAGUGCAAAGUCGGCGGAAAUCGAAGCGGCAGAAGAAGUCGAUUUUUCAACAGCCUGUGCAGAGAACCCCAGGUUCUCACCCAUCGGCAUAUUUGCAACCGACUCGUGCAAGAACGGAACGCUCCCUCAAACUUCCUCCAGCCGAGCCGAAGUCCGUCGACGAACGACCGAGAAAGCCUUCGACGCAAAUUCUCCAGCCACAGCAACCUAACAGAGGAGGGCAGGUGCAAAAGCAACCGUCGAAAGUUGUACUGCAGCCUGGUGCUCCUGGAGCAACACCCGUAGCAUCGACGCCGAAUCAACGAGAGCAAGCACAACAGCAGCAACAACAACAGCAAAAGGGGCCGAUGGGAUUGUUCAAGAAGAUCUACAGAAAGAUGAAUUUUCGAGCAGCUUCGGAUUGUACCGUUGAACCAACAAAAGAAAUGCUUGCCAAAUCCUAUGUCCGCCCGGAACACAAUUCGAACGACCCGAUCGAUUUCUGUCCGGAUCUGCCGAAAAAGUUGUUUGACGAAGAGGCGUGGAAGUUGCGUAUGACCAACAAAGGAGCCAACCGGAACGAGGUGUUCCUCAAUAACCGCCCGUUUUGGCUAACACGUGACGGCACCGAGCAGAUACCGAAAGUUCGAAUCCAGCUGCACCGCCCGUUGAAACAAAUGCACAGCGGAAACCCGGCGUCGAUUCAGCUAAAACUUCAGCGAACCGAUCCGUUUUUGGAUCCAAAGGAGGACACGUUGGAGCGAUUGAAAAUAGUUGAUAAGGCGAUCGGAGUGGAUCCGCUGGAUUUAACAAAGGAUCGGGAACUGAAGAGAGUUUGUGCGAACACUUUUCAUGGGACGCUGAUGUUUGAAGUUGAUAAGCGUCAAUACGAUACACAGCAGAAGAAGGCAGAAGCAGAAGCAUUGAAGCUGGACCCAAAGCGGAAGAAUGAUGGAAAGGAAAAGGAUCAGAAAUCGUCGUUUGAAGACCCGAAAAAAGUAGCGUUUAAUGUUUCCGACAAGUGUACCUUGCACGUAUAUUUUCGAAAACACCGCCCACUGACAAAUCAAGGGAAAAGCGAACGUUUCACGGAGAAGAAAUAUACGAUGGGCGAGAGGAAGAUUAUGAAGAAAGGGGAAAAGCCUGCGGUGCCACAAUUGGUACCACCUACGUCAUCAUCCACCACAUCUGCUUCUUCUUCGUCAUGUAGAGAAACGAAAAAGCUCUGAACUCUUGUUUUUCUGAAUAAAUUGUGUGCUGAUUAGCUAA
Molecule: messenger RNA, 2117 nt
Organism: Caenorhabditis elegans
Lineage: Eukaryota; Metazoa; Nematoda; Chromadorea; Rhabditida; Rhabditidae
Gene: M117.4
Product: LEDGF domain-containing protein
Exons: 7
Coding region: 89-2077 (662 amino acids)
Source: RefSeq, marked reviewed